AUGUCUCAAUCAUAUCGAAAUAUUGAAGGAGAUAUUAAUCGAUUUGAUGAUGUUUUUCAUCAAUAUGAUGAUGAUGAUAAUAUCGAUGGAAAGGAAGAUUCCAAUAUUGAUAUUGAUGCUUUUUUUAUGAAUAUGGGUAAUGAUAAUAAUGAAGAUAUAAUUGAAAUCGAACAAUUCAAUGAUGAUAAGGACAAGAUGAUUGAUUUAAUAGUCGAAGAAGAACAUCUUUCUCAAAAAUUAAGUCAAUUAUCUGCUUCUGGUAAAGAUCAACAACAAAAUGAGAAUGAUAAUCAAUCAAAAUUAUCAACAGUAAAAAAGCGACCAUCGUUAACACCAACUACAACAAUAGCUGCAACAACAACGAAAAAAAUGAAACCAAAUGAAGGCGACCAAUCAAGUGAUAUGAUACCAAAAUAUUUAUCCAAUAAUAAUAAAGCAUUCGAACAAAUGAUUAAUCCUCUACUUCAAAAGGCUGCCAAUUCGAUUAAUAUUGAAUUAUUACGAGAGAUUGCUGUUCUUAUUCAUCAACUUGAAUGUAUCAAUAUAGAUAGAUCAUUAUGGACUACCUAUUUACGUUCUGGUACAAGUACAUUAAAACCACAAGCAACAACGAAACUCUUUUUAUGGUCUAUAGAAGUUAAACAGAGAAUGAUUGAUUGUGGUGAAGCAACCACAUCUAAUCCAGAUGAAAUUGAUCAAGAUUCUUGUCUGAGUUAUGUUAAUAGAGUUCUAGAAAAAUUUCAAAAUCAAACAAACUAUUGUCAAACUCAAUUGAGAGAACGAAAACAACGUUUAAAUAAUUCUUGGACAUCUGAAAUUGAAGAAGCAAUCACAAAAUUUGUUCAACAAUAUGUUACAGCUGUAUAUAAAUUACCUAAAGAAGGACAAAUGGUUGCUGUCGAAUAUGAUUAUAGUGAUCGUUUACUUCAAUUGGAAUAUUAUCAAGAAAAUCCUAAUGAAUAUCAAGCAAUAAUCUUUCAAGAUCUUUUUCAAUUGAAAUCUGCAAAAGAAACAAGUAAACUUGAUGUUGCUAUAUUGAAACAACGUAUUACUUAUAAUCAUUUACCAUUAUCAUUUGAUACACUUCAAAUACCAGCACCGAAAUCAUUAAAUACAAUUGAUGAUCGAUCUCUUCGUCAACGUUUAACAGAUCGAUAUGAAAAAAUUUUACAACAAACAAAAUCUGAUAUGAUGAUGGUUUAUAUUGCAACAGCCGAAGCAAAAAUGAAUGAAAAUGAAAAGAAAUUUGAUGCUAUCAUGGUUAAAAUGAAAAGAAAUCAAAAUUCUGAUCUACCCGAUUACAAAUUAACUCAAACAAUCUCCGAUGGUCAAGAAUUAGAUUGGAUCGAUCGUCGGAGCAUUUUCAUUCAAAAAUCCAAUAUCACCUGUUCACCAACAAUAAUUCAAGAUGCACCUCAUCAUUUAUCUAUAGAACAUAUAAGAUUUCUCAAUCGUGGACCAACUUAUAUUCCACCAGGUCAAAUACAUAUUUUAUCAAAAUCUUCAUUAACAUUAGCUGAAAUGAUUACAAAACAAAUGGCACCACUUCGACGAGAACUUACUAAACUUUUUACUAAAUAUCCAGUUGAUCUAUCUCGUCGAAUGAAUUUUGAAAAAUUAAUUGAACAAUUAUUCAAUGAAUCAUUUCUUCAAUCGAUGCCUUCCAUACUUGAAGAACGUGCACUCUAUGAAAAACAACUCAUUCAAUCAAUUCAAUAUUACUUAAAAAAAGAUCAACUUAUGCUACGACGAACAGCUGAUAAUAUGAAUACAUAUUAUCUUGGUCGAUUGGAUGAAUUUAAUGAGAAAUCAAAUGAUUAUAUUCAAAAUUCAACAUGCUAUGAAUUAAUUGGAACCAUUGAUGAAAUUCAUACAGAACAACAACAUUUAAAUGAAAUUAUUCUAUCUAUUAAUUCUCAAUUAGAAAUAUUAUAUGAAAGAAAAUUAAUUAAUAGAGAUCAUUUAACUCAAUGGAAUAUUGAUAAAAAAUCAACUAUCAAUCUUCCAUAUCUUUAUUUCUUACCAGAAACCAAUGAGGAUGUUCAUAUAUCAGUACAACCAAGAUUAACAUCAUAUCGUCAUUGUCCAAUAUAUAUUCUAGCUACUUAUCUUGAUCAACUUCUUCGACCAUUAUUUAAUAGUUUUUCUCGAUCAACGACAUGUCUGAAUGGUUUUGAUUUUAUGCAAAAAUUAAAACAUUAUUAUUUUACACAAUCACAUCCAUUUUGA
Molecule: messenger RNA, 2229 nt
Organism: Rotaria sp. Silwood2
Lineage: Eukaryota; Metazoa; Rotifera; Eurotatoria; Philodinida; Philodinidae
Source: the annotation of a GenBank genome assembly